AUGACAACUUUAAUUAUAGAGGAAGCAAAUAGAUUAAGAGCAAAUAUAAAUGAUGCAGAAUUUGCAAAGUUGAUGGAUUUAAACGAUCCACUGAAAUCAUUUAGAUCAGAGUUUUAUAUACCAUUGUUGAAAGAUAUAGCAAAAUGCGAAGAAAAGAAACAAUGCGACCAAGAAGUCAUAUAUCUUUGCGGAAACAGUUUGGGUUUGCAGCCAAAAGAGACACGUAACCAGUUGGACAAGUACUUGAACGAUUGGCAACGCUAUGCCGUCGAGGGACACAUGCGUGGUGACCAUCCAUGGAUUUCGAUCGACGAGCAGGUGCAACAGCUGCUCGCCAACGUGGUGGGUUGUUUGCCAAGCGAGUGUUGUCCCAUGAACACCUUGUCGGUCAACCUUCACAUGAUGAUGGUUCGUUUCUACCGUCCAACCGCCACACGUCACAAAAUUGUCAUUGAACAAGGUGCUUUUCCCAGCGACCUCUAUGUCACUGAGUCGCAACUCCGAUACCAUGGUUUCGAUCCAGAGACAUCGAUCAUUAAAAUAACACCUCGCCACGGCGAGACUACACUCAGACAAGAAGACAUUGAAGACACUAUCAGACGCGAAGGCUCGUCGAUUGCACUCGUCAUGUUGUCUGGCGUACAAUUCUUUACCGGACAAUUCUUUAAUAUUGAAAAGAUUACAAGUUUGGCUCACCAAGUUGGUGCCUAUUGUGGUUGGGAUCUCGCACAUGCCGUCAACAAUGUCGAAUUACGUCUCCACGAUUGGAACGUCGAUUUUGCAUGUUGGUGUAGUUACAAAUACCUAAAUUCUGGCCCCGGAUGUAUCGGAGGUCUCUUUAUCCACGAAAAUCACACCCGCGACAACGCCGGUCUUGGCAAGGACGACGACCCUCGCUUUGUCGGCUGGUUUGGCAACAAGUUGUCCAACCGUUUCCACAAGGAGAUGAUCUUCCAAGCUGAAAAGGGUGCUUUGGGAUACAGAUGCUCCAACCCAUCGGUCGCCGAUGUCACUGCCCUCCGUACAUCACUCGAGAUUGUCAACCGUGCCACAUUACCAGCUCUCCGAGCCAAGGCACGUCUCCUCACAGGGUAUCUUGAAUACCUCCUCCAUCACGAACUCGACACUGACUCUAGCACCGUCAACAUCAUCACUCCAACCGAUCCAGCCCAACGUGGCAGUCAACUCUCCCUUGAAAUCACCGGUGGUGCUGCCAAUGCCUGUCUCCUCAAAUCUCGUCUCUGCAAUUCCGGCGUAGUCUGUGAUGUCAGAGAACCAUCUGUUCUCCGUGUUGCUCCAACCCCUCUUUACAAUUCAUUCUCUGAUGUUUAUAAUUUCGUUCAAAUCCUUAAACAUUCUUUAAAUUAA
Messenger RNA from Cavenderia fasciculata, 1368 nucleotides. RefSeq names its product kynureninase (gene kynu). Gene Ontology annotation, biological process: NAD+ biosynthetic process. Lineage: Eukaryota; Evosea; Eumycetozoa; Acytosteliales; Cavenderiaceae. Gene Ontology annotation, molecular function: pyridoxal phosphate binding; kynureninase activity. The transcript has 2 exons. The record is from RefSeq and is a predicted model, not a curated record. Bases 1 to 1368 code for a protein of 455 amino acids. Gene Ontology annotation, cellular component: cytoplasm.